Messenger RNA from Miscanthus lutarioriparius, 990 nucleotides. The record is from the annotation of a GenBank genome assembly. Lineage: Eukaryota; Viridiplantae; Streptophyta; Magnoliopsida; Poales; Poaceae.
AUGGCGGUACUGUGGUGGUCGUCGUCCUUGUCCUCCCGCGCCGUGGCUGCUGCGCUGCUGUGCCUGCUGGUGGCUCACGGCAGCAAUUGCGCCAAGCACAACAAUGGUGGUGGUGGUUCCGGCGGCAAGAGCCACAAGCAGGGCGGACGAGGAGGCCAUGGCGCCCCGACCCCGUCUCCUUCUCCUCCGCCGGCGGCUCCACCUGGUGGUGCUGCUGGUACAGUCCCGCCUGUGUACCCGACCCCGACGACGACGAACCCUCCGCCGGCAAGCAACGGCAGUAGUGGUGGGUGGCUGAACGCCCGUGCGACAUGGUACGGCGCCCCCAACGGGGCGGGGCCCGACGACAACGGCGGCGCGUGCGGCUUCAAGGACGUGAACAUGCCACCUUUCUCGGCGAUGACGUCCUGCGGCAACGAGCCACUCUUCAAGGACGGCAAAGGAUGCGGCUCCUGCUACCAGAUCCGUUGCAAGGCCCACCCUGCGUGCUCCGGCGUGCCGGAGACGGUGAUCAUCACGGACAUGAACUACUACCCCGUGGCCCCCUACCACUUCGACCUCAGCGGCACCGCCUUCGGAGCCAUGGCCAAGGACGACCGCAAUGACGAGCUGCGCCACGCAGGCAUCAUCGACAUCCAGUUCAAGAGGGUUCCGUGCCAGUACCCUGGGCUGACGGUGACCUUCCACGUCGAGCGCGGGUCCAACCCCAACUACCUGGCCGUGCUGGUGGAGUACGAGAACGGCGACGGCGACGUGGUCCAGGUGGACCUCAUGGAGUCCCGCCCCGACGACGGCGAGCCCACCGGCGUGUGGGAGCCCAUGCGCGAGUCCUGGGGCUCCAUCUGGAGGAUGGACACACGCAGGCCGCUGCAGGGGCCCUUCUCGCUGCGCGUCACCAACGAGUCCGGCAAGACGCUGGUGGCCGACCAGGUCAUCCCAGCGGACUGGCAGCCCGACAACGUCUACAGCUCCAUCGUCCAGUUCGACUGA